AUCGACGACCUGAAGCUCAAGGUUCAGGAUCUGAAGGGGAAGUUUAAGAAGCCAGCCCUGAAGAGGGUGCGGAUGUCGGCGGAUGCCAUGCUGGCCGCUCUGCUGGGCUCCAAACACAAAGUGUCCAUGGACCUGAGGGCCAACCUGAAGCAGGUCAAGAAGGAGGUGAAAGACGAGGAGAAGCCGACGGGCGACUGGAGGAAGAACAUCGAAGACAGGGCCGGGAUGGACGGCAGGAAGAAGAUGUUCGAGACUGAGGCGUAAACAGCAGCGUGUUGUUCUUCUGUGAACCAGUUUCAUCCAUUUCAGUGUGUUAUGUGAGUCUAUGUUGCUGUGUUUGAUUGAUAGAAUAAAUAUAUCAUGUGGUGCUUUA
This is a messenger RNA of Anarrhichthys ocellatus (wolf-eel), 373 nucleotides long. RefSeq names its product troponin I, slow skeletal muscle-like. Lineage: Eukaryota; Metazoa; Chordata; Actinopteri; Perciformes; Anarhichadidae. Gene Ontology annotation, biological process: skeletal muscle contraction; cardiac muscle contraction. The annotation marks the transcript as partial. The transcript has 2 exons. Gene Ontology annotation, cellular component: troponin complex. The record is from RefSeq and is a predicted model, not a curated record.